AUGUCAUUGAGCAACGCAGCCAUUGAUAGGAGAUUUGGACUGCAAGGUCAGAAAGCUCUUGUAACAGGAGGAACGAAGGGUAUUGGCAAGGCGAUAGUGGAAGAAUUAGCAAGUCUCGGUGCUGAGGUACUCACAUGCGCGAGAAAUGCGAGUGACAUUGAGCAAGCAACGAGGGCAUGGCAGGAUAAAGGCUGGAAAGCUCAGGGCGUUCAAGCUGACCUAUCAUCUGCUGAUGGCAGACAGAAGCUAAUAGAGGAUGUCAACAAUUUGUUUGGAGGCUCUCUCCACAUACUAGUGAACAAUGUAGGCUGCAAUGUCCGCAAACCCACGGUAGAAUACUCAUCUGAUGAUUUCUCUUAUAUCACAAAGACAAAUCUGGAGUCGGCCUACAAUCUUACACAGCUCGCCCAUCCGCUCUUGAAAGCAGCAGGCCGGUCCUCUGUGAUCAUGAUGUCUUCAGUAGCAGGAGGGCCGACCACGGUUCAGAGUGGCACCAUCUACGCUAUGACCAAAGCUGCUAUGGAUCAGCUGAGCAGGAACUUGUCAUGCGAAUGGGCAUCAGAUGGCAUCCGUAUCAAUAGUGUCAAGCCCUGGUAUAUAGACACUCCAUUGGCAGCGCCUGUAAUCAAUGACCCAGUCAAACUCGCCGAAGUUGAAUCGAGAACUCCCAUGAAGCGCGUCGGGCAACCAGAGGAAGUUUCAGGUCUUGUUGCGUUCCUCUGCAGCCCUGCUGCUAGCUACAUUACAGGACAGUGCAUUGCUGUAGACGGCGGCUUCAGCGUCAUGGGGUGA
Messenger RNA from Coccomyxa subellipsoidea C-169, 792 nucleotides. Its product is annotated as NAD(P)-binding protein. The transcript is spliced from 8 exons. NCBI's taxonomy places the organism in Eukaryota, Viridiplantae, Chlorophyta, Trebouxiophyceae, Coccomyxaceae. The record is from RefSeq and is a predicted model, not a curated record. Bases 1 to 792 code for a protein of 263 amino acids. Gene Ontology annotation, molecular function: oxidoreductase activity.